GGCGCUGUGUUCCAAGUGGGUUCUCACCCAAAGAAUAAGAAGGCCAUUCGGUUCAACGCUGGCGUAUCCAACCGGCGGCGAAAACAAGUAACUCAACUCGACGGGAAUCGUUUCAGUCGCGCAACUGCCUCUAUAAGGGUAUUUCAUCAGUAGACUUGGACCUGCUGAAAUGGGAGACCCCCCUUUUAACAGAGACUGUCCCCUGGACUGCAAAGUUUACGUUGGGAAUCUUGGAAACAAUGGCAAUAAGGCUGAGUUAGAAUCGGCUUUUGGAUACUUCGGUCCUUUAAGAAGUGUUUGGGUUGCUCGGAACCCACCGGGCUUCGCCUUUGUCGAGUUUGAAGAUCCACGAGAUGCCAAUGAUGCUGUGAGAGAACUGGAUGGAAGAACAAUGUGUGGAUGCCGACUCCGUGUUGAAUUAUCCACUGGGGAAAAGCGUUCUAGAAGCCGUGGUCCUCCUCCGUCCUGGAGUCGAUACCCCAGGGAUGAGAGCAGGCGCCGUAGCUCUCCAGUUAGACGCAGAUCCCCUCGGAGGAGGAGCCUGAGCCGCAGUCGCAGCAGGUCUGUUUCACGAGACAGACGCAGAUAUCGGUCUGUUUCCAGAGACAAGACCCGUAAGCGUUCAAGAUCAUUCUCACGGUCAAGGAGCCGCUCUCGUUCGAACGACAGGAAAUGAGGAUGUCACAGAAUGGCUUGUGUGGGGGAACUUGCAUUUUUAUAGUCAUGCUUUCUUUUUAGAUGUUUGUACCAACUCAAGGUGGUGGUCGGGUUGUCCAAGUAACCUUGUCAUUACAGUCAGUUAAAUAAAGGACAUAGUUUUUUUUCUUCUAUAUUCUCGUUAAUUCAGCUCAUUAAUUUGGUAUUUUGCAGGGGUUUUUUUUGCAAUGUUUUUUUUUUUCCCUCCUGUUAUCCACUUAAUUCAAAUGUUUUUUUUUAUUUUGCUUUUCAUGUGUGAUGGAAAACAGAAUCGAUUGGUGCCGAAAAUAGCAUCUGCAACUAUUUUUCAUUUGUCACAUUUUCAAAACAAGACACUUCUUAUUUUCCAUUUGAGCUCUGACAACUUUGCAAAUGAACCAUUUUCAUCAAUAAAUGUUUUUUUGUCUUAA
Molecule: messenger RNA, 1106 nt
Organism: Phyllopteryx taeniolatus (common seadragon)
Lineage: Eukaryota; Metazoa; Chordata; Actinopteri; Syngnathiformes; Syngnathidae
Gene: srsf3a
Product: serine and arginine rich splicing factor 3a
Exons: 7
Coding region: 170-676 (168 amino acids)
Biological process (GO): mRNA splicing, via spliceosome
Cellular component (GO): nuclear speck
Molecular function (GO): RNA binding
Source: RefSeq, a predicted model, not a curated record